This is a messenger RNA of Mustela lutreola (European mink), 1053 nucleotides long. RefSeq names its product piggyBac transposable element-derived protein 5-like. The record is from RefSeq and is a predicted model, not a curated record. Gene Ontology annotation, molecular function: transposase activity. Gene Ontology annotation, biological process: non-replicative DNA transposition. The coding region runs from base 271 to 603 and encodes 110 amino acids. The transcript is spliced from 3 exons. Lineage: Eukaryota; Metazoa; Chordata; Mammalia; Carnivora; Mustelidae. Gene Ontology annotation, cellular component: nucleus.
CGCCUGGGCCCGGCCGCAGCCCCUGCCUCCCGCCCUCGCGCCCUGCGUCCCUCCGCGGCCUGCAGCCUGCGGAGCCCGAGCUCCGAGGGCGCUUCCUCGGGCGCUGGGCCCGAGGCGGCCCAGACGGCGGGCCGGCCGGGCGCGGGGCGGCGGGCGCUGUGCUGCGGGCUGCGCUGGUGGGGGGCGGCGGGCCGCGGCGCGGGCCCAGUGCCCAGCGCGUGCGGCCGGGAGGCGCUCUGGGGGGCGGGCGCGCGGGCGGCGCCCGGGGCUAUGGCCCAGGUCGGCGGGAGCGCGCGGAGGAGGGCGCCGGCGCUGCUCGAGGCGGCCCGCGCGCGCUACAAGAGCCUGCACAUCUGGGACGACGUGUUCGGCGAGUCCGGCCCGGACAGCGGCGGGAACCCCUUCUACAGCACGUCCGGCGCCUCGCGCUCCUCCUUGGCCGCCUCCUCGGACGCCGAACACGAGCGCCCCGGCCCCCCGCUGCCUCCCGACGCCCCCCGAAGCGCAGGAGUCCGACGAGGACGAGGCCAGCACGGGUUGGAGUGCCACGCUGCGGGACCGCCCGCCCCUGCGCUUCGUGGACACUGGCGGAUCACUUGCUGAGAGCAGAGAAGAGUGAGAGGACCAGUUAUCAGCGUUAAGCUGUCUGCUCUCGCUCCAGAAGGCACUUGUGUGUUCUGCUUACCGACACGGUCAUGGUCAAGCCCCUGAUAUCUGGAGGUCGCAGGCCUGCUGGCUUUUGUGGCUGCUUGAAAUUCUCCUUUACUGCCUACUUUUUGGGAAGGUAGAUAACAUGACGUAAUGCAUAAAAUGCACAUGCGUGAGAGCUUUGAAAAAAAGCUGAAUAGUGCUGACAAGUUCGUGGAGAAAAGGGGAGAGGGCUUCAACUGGCAUGCAGCAUAAGAAAUCUACUGGAGGGUACCUUUUUCUUCCUUAUGUCCUGUUGUUUACACAUUAGUUCAUCUACUGCCCGAAUUCCUUCACUGACUGAUGACCUGAGACUCUUUAAAAGAAUAAAAAAUAAAACGUAUUACAGACAUUGUUUUGUCACAU